AUGUUCUAUAAUAUCUUCACAGGAGGUUUUUAUCAGGAUGAAAUGGGACAAGUUUAUUGUAAAAGAUGCAGCAUUGGAACAUUUGUUUCUGAGCAGCAAAGUCCUGGAACCAAAGCUGCCGACUGCGUGGCUUGUCCAUACGGUAAGUGUAGUGUUCGCUUCUGGCAAACUGCACUUUUUUCGAUUAAGAUACGCUUUGGGUGACACUUAGUUUUAAUAAAAGGACUGUCACAGUAAUUUCUCGCUUACUUGCUGUUGCUAUUUAUUUUAAGCGAAAUGCAAAGAUAUCGUAUUUUAGAGUAUAUCCAUUUACUUCGCCGGUGAAAUCUUAUUUCUUGAUUGUCUCGGAGAAGAAAGGAAAUGAGUUCCUCGAAAAGCCUUUUCAUGAAUGCUUCAUUAUCACUGCUAAGAAAGGAAACAUUCCUUCCUAGGUACGAUCUCCAACGAGACUGCUGAAUAUCGUGCAUGCAGAUGCCUACACAACUUCUAUCGGUUGGAUCAUACGGUAUUUAUUUAUUUACGGUACGAUCAUUCUCGGCAUUUUAGGCCCGGGUACUGUUCGUUACAACUCAUGUCCGCCAAACGGUUUUGUUUGUGAGAAAGAUACAUGUCCGCCAAACGGUUUUGUUUGUGAGAAAGAUACAGCAAUACUUGCUCCUAAUUACUUCUGGAAAUGGACAGAUCAUUCUGAAAAAAAACAUUUCAAGGGUUUUGUUAACAACAUUCAUUCUUUUGGACCACACUACAACCAUUCAUAUUCCACGUUCGAUGGUUCACUCCCGAAGCCACUGAACUGUCCCCAUGCAAAGUCCUGCAAGGGUGGAAUUGAUUCAGAAUGCCAUCAAGGAUAUCAAGGAACUUUGUGUGCAACCUGCUCUGAAAGCUUCUAUUUUCGCUUCAACUCUUGUUUGAAAUGUCCCCGGUUAGCUACAACAAUAACGUCAUCCAUCUUGGUAAUUGUUCUUUUUGUUGCUGUGUUUAUAAUGGUUUUUUGGGGUGACUCCAAACGUGCAGACAAUGACCGGACAGUUGCAGAUGUCAUCAUGUCGUGCUUUAAGAUUGUGAUUGGUUUUUACCAAGUCAUUGCCGGUAUUUUCUCGGCAUUGGCGAAAGUCCAAUGGCCAGUCGUUUUGAUCUCAACGGAGAAGGUUCUUAAAGUACUUGAAGGGAACAUCUUGCAGUUUGCCCCUCUAAGUUGCAUUCAUACUUCCCUACGGCUUGAUGAAUUUGGAAAGUUCACGAUGAUUGUUGUCAUGAAUGUUUCACUCGUUGGCCUGAUUUUCUUCUAUCUAUUUCUUAAAAAACGCUACAUCAUGAAAAAGGAGGACCUUGGUGUCGACCAGAAAGUAAUGGAAGUUAAGAGUUUGAAGAAAUCUUGCUAUCGGAACAUUUUCCUACUGUUGUUGACGACCUACCCCACGACAAGCAAAUCGAUAGUUCAGAUUAUUCCUCUUCCCGGUGCGUGUGUAGAAACGUGUUUCGCAGACGACAAGAGCGACUGUAUCUUCCUGCUAAGAGCUGACUACUCCAUCCAGUGUUUCACUCCUCGCCACAGCUUGUAUUGGCUCAUGGCCUCUAUUCUGGCAUUAUAUCCAGUAGGAUUUCCACUUUUGGCUCUGUUUCUCACUUACAAAUAUCGUGAGUCCCAGAUAAACGAAGAAGUCUCGUUCGGACUCAGUGUGUUCUUUGAAAACUACAAGAGAAAAUUUUGGUUUUGGGAGGUCACAGAGAUGUACCGGAAGCUGAUAUUGAUCUCGUUGAUUUUCCUAUUUGGAUCUAAAAGCCAAUUCCAAAUCGGCCUUACUGUUCUGACUGUCAGUGUCUCUGGAGUGUUCUACACCUUAUUCCGACCAAUCAAGAACAAGUUUGAAGAUUACUUACAAACAUUUGUCCUGUGGGUCAUUUUCUUUGACGUUUGUCUUGGUGCAUUUUACAUAGACUGGGAUGAGAGUCAAGGAGAGGGCAAGAACGACUCCAUCUUUGUAAAUAUCCUGUUCCUGGUCCUUAACGCCUCUGUAUUGUUGCUUGCCAUUAGUAAGUCAAAAUACUGCUCUGUUUUAUUCAAUAUGCAUUUUAGUCAUUUACCAAAUAUAUCA
This is a messenger RNA of Pocillopora meandrina, 2096 nucleotides long. The record is from the annotation of a GenBank genome assembly. Lineage: Eukaryota; Metazoa; Cnidaria; Anthozoa; Scleractinia; Pocilloporidae.